Morone saxatilis (striped sea-bass) is the source of this 5328-nucleotide messenger RNA. Its product is annotated as ephrin type-A receptor 5. The coding region runs from base 27 to 2990 and encodes 987 amino acids. Lineage: Eukaryota; Metazoa; Chordata; Actinopteri; Moronidae. The record is from RefSeq and is a predicted model, not a curated record. Gene Ontology annotation, biological process: axon guidance; protein phosphorylation; cell surface receptor protein tyrosine kinase signaling pathway. Gene Ontology annotation, cellular component: neuron projection; plasma membrane. The transcript is spliced from 18 exons. Gene Ontology annotation, molecular function: transmembrane-ephrin receptor activity; protein binding; ATP binding.
UGAACCUGCUGGAUUCUCGCUCUGUGAUGGGAGACCUCGGAUGGGUGGCCUAUCCUAAGAAUGGGUGGGAGGAGAUCGGGGAGGUAGACGAGGACUACGCUCCAAUCCACACUUACCAAGUGUGCCGCGUCAUGGAGCAGAACCAGAACAACUGGCUCCACACCAACUGGAUCCUGACUGAGGGAGCCCAGCGGGUCUUCAUCGAGCUCAAGUUCACCCUAAGAGACUGCAAUAGCCUGCCUGGGGGAGUCGGGACCUGCAAGGAGACGUUUAACAUGUAUUACUACGAAACUAACGGGGACGACGACGAAAUGGAGGAAGGAGAGAUGAGAGAUGGAACGGGGAUGACGGAGGAAGAAGACAGGGCAAUGAAGGAGAGCAGAUACAUCAAAAUCGACACCAUAGCAGCUGAUGAGAGCUUCACCGAGCUGGAUCUGGGGGACCGCGUGAUGAAGCUCAACACUGAAGUCCGCGAUUUAGGUCCCUUGACCCGGAAGGGCUUCUACCUGGCAUUCCAGGAUUUGGGGGCCUGUAUUGCUUUAGUUUCAGUGCGUGUUUUCUACAAACGCUGCCCGUUUCUGGUCAAGAGUUUGGCCGAGUUCGCCGACACCAUCCCGGGCUCAGAGGCCUCGCAGCUGGUGGAGGUAGUGGGCCGCUGCGUCAAUAACUCCCUGCCUCUGUAUGAGCCUCCCAGGAUGCAUUGCAGCACGGAGGGAGAAUGGCUGGUGCCCAUUGGCAAGUGUGUGUGCCAGACAGGAUUUGAGGAAAUCAACGGAUCCUGUCAAGUCUGCAGAGUGGGGUUUUACCGUUCGCUGCUGGAGUCUUUGGCCUGCAGUAAAUGUCCACCCCACAGUGUGGCCAGGCAGACAGGAGCCACUGCUUGCAGCUGUGAAGAUGGAUACUAUAAGAUUGACUCUGACCCUCCCAAUAUGGCCUGCACACGCCCUCCUUCUGCUCCACGUAAUGCCAUUUCCAAUGUCAACGAGACUAGCGUUUUUCUGGAGUGGUCUGUCCCCAUGGAAACAGGUGGCAGGAAGGAUGUGCGCUACAACAUCCUGUGCAGACAGGUCUUGCCAGAUGGAAGGGGCUUGGAAGAAUGCGGCCCCAACGUACGUUUUUUGCCACGCCGCAUCGGCGUGUCAAACACCUCUGUGAUGGUGGCCGACCUGCAGUCACACACCAACUACAGCUUUCUGCUGGAGGCUGUCAACGGGGUGUCAGAGCUGGCCAAAGACCACGCAAAGCAGUAUGUGUCACUUAAUGUGACAACCAAUCAGGCAGCACCCUCCCCGGUGAGUGUGGUGAGAAAAGAUCAUACGGGAAAGAGCAGCAUUGCUAUUUCUUGGGCAGAGCCUGAUCGCCCCAACGGUAUCAUCCUGGAGUACGAGAUCAAGUAUUUUGAAAAGGAGCAGGACUCGAGUUACACUAUUAUUAAAUCCAAGGAGACUGAGAUGGUGGUGGAAGGCCUGAAGCCCUCUUCAGUCUACAUCUUCCAGGUGCGAGCCAGGACCUCAGCGGGCUAUGGCGCAUUCAGCCGACGUUUUGAAUUCCAGACAAGCCCUUACCUAACAGCUACCAGUGAGCGUGCUCAAGCUUCAAUAGUCGUCGUGGCCAUCACGUUGGCUCUGGUCCUGCUGGCAGUAGUCGCUGGAUUCCUGCUCAGUGGACGGCGGUGUGGCUACAGCAAAGCAAAGCAGGAUCCUGAAGAGGAGAAGAUGCACUUCCACAAUGGUCACAUAAAGUUCCCAGGGGUGCGUACCUACAUUGACCCCCUCACCUAUGAAGAUCCCAACCAGGCAGUGCAUGAAUUUACCCAGGAGAUCGACGUCUCGUUCAUAUCCAUAGAGAGGAUCAUCGGAGCUGGGGAGUUUGGCGAGGUGUGCAGCGGACCGUUGAGGCUGCCCGGGAAGAGAGAGAUCCAGGUUGCCAUAAAGACCUUGAAAGCAGGCUACACAGAGCAGCAGAGACGCGACUUCCUGUGGGAGGCAUCAAUCAUGGGCCAGUUUAACCAUCCAAACAUCAUUCGCCUGGAGGGCGUGGUCACAAAGAGCAAGCCAGUGAUGAUCAUCACUGAAUACAUGGAGAAUGGAUCACUGGACACUUUCCUCAAGAAAAAUGAUGGUCAGUUCACCGUAAUCCAGCUGGUUGGUAUGCUGCGUGGCAUUGCAUCUGGCAUGAGAUACCUCUCCGACAUGGGCUAUGUUCACCGUGAUCUUGCAGCUCGUAACAUCCUGGUCAACAGCAACCUUGUUUGUAAAGUGUCUGAUUUUGGCCUGUCCCGAGUCCUGGAAGAUGACCCAGAGGCUGCGUACACCACGCGGGUAAGACUAGGUAUUUGCUUUGUUGGUAAAUGUUCUUACAUUUUGUCACAGGGUGGGAAGAUUCCUAUUCGCUGGACGGCUCCAGAGGGCGAUUGCAUAGCAGGAGUUACUCUGCCAGCUAUUGUGGGAGUAUGGAAUGUCAGUUGGAGGUUGAUGUCAUAUGGAGAGAGGCCAUACUGGGAGAUGUCCAAUCAAGAUGUAAUAAAGGCAGUAGAGGAGAGCUACAGGUUGCCCGGUCCUAUGGACUGUCCUGAGGCUCUGUACCACCUUAUGAUGGACUGCUGGCAACGAGAACGCAGCAACCGGCCCAAGUUUGAUGAGAUUGUCUGCCUACUAGACAAACUCAUUCGCAACCCUAGCUCAUUAAAAAAACUGGUCAAUUCCUCUCACAGGGUUUCAAACCUGUUAGUGGAGCAUGCCAGUGUAGAAGGGGGCUGCAGCACUCGGAGCCAGACCGUAGGGGAGUGGCUCGACUCCAUCAAGAUGGGUCGUUACACUGAGCUUUUUAUGGAAGGAGGUUACUCUUCACUGGAGACGGUGGCUCAGAUGACAUCAGAGGAUUUGCGAAGAGUAGGAGUAAACCUGGCUGGACAUCAGAAAAAAAUCAUCACUAGCAUUCAGGAGAUGAGAGUCCAUAUGAACAACACCAACUCUACUAUAAACAUCUAAUGCAUAUGUACAGGCACACGCACACACACACAUACACACAUAUAAACAUACACACAAUAUAUGGACCUAGUAUGUGACGAAAAGACUCGGAUUUGCUGUUGGACCUAGAGCGGCUAAGCACUUUCUAUGGACAAGGAAACCCAGUGUUUAUGGAUCUAAACUGGGGGGCCCACAUUUUUGUGGUUCUUUGUGUGUGCAGUUUGCUUGUGGUGUCAUUGGGGCAAUUUGACAUUGCAGCACUAAAACCAAACUGAACUCAACUGAGUGUUGCUACAUGAAGGGAAUAUGAUGGUGAGCUUAACUGAACUGGACUCAAGUGAAGACUUUUCAUUCUAUUUAUUCCAUUUCUGUGAAUCUUGGGGAUUCUGAUAUCUCUGUGCACUGUUUGGAUUCUCUCAGAUCAAAAUGAAACAUCGACUGCAGAUCUGGCUCUGAGAGCAACCAGCACUUUUUUUUGGCUGUAUCACAAUUAUGGGAGUUUCAUGCAGUGGGCUCAAACUGAACUUCUUCAGCCUGUCUCAGGUGAUCUGAACCCAGUGGAUCUGAACAGUACUGACUUUUUUCUCUUGCAAUUUUCUCUGGAAUUACAGUUCCAUGAUAAUUAAUUGAAUUGAACGGCAUUCUCAGGCAGGGUAAACAUGUAAUUAUGGACCAAGAGCAAAGUCUUCAUUCAUUUUAGUCUUUGCUAUGCCAUGCUGAUGUGCUUUGGAUUUAGUUGAUGACCGUUUGGCAAGUCCUCAAGUGACACUACUGCCAUUGUAAUCCAGCUGUACUGCUCACGGUCCAAACUCGCAUUCGACAUCAUAUACUUCAUCAUCAUCCAAAGCAAUUCAAGACAGGAGUACAUGUUGCAAGAGUCAUUGUUUAGAGAGGCUGAAUUUUAAAAUACAGCAGUCAGUGACAAGGAAACCUUCUGGGUCUCGCUUUUCCAGAAGAGUUCUUCUUAUUAAGGUCUUAUUGAACCUACAAAAGAAAAGUGUGAAAAGUUACAAGGCUUUAGGCAUUAGGAUACUCUCUAUAUCUGUUAUUCUGGCUGAAUGUAUAGCACUACACUAUUACAUAGAACACAGCGCUCAGUUGCAGCAUCAACCUGUUAUGUUUGAUAUAUAAAUGCUGUCAAGUAGGGAUAGAAUGUGGAAAUAGAACCAUUCUUGUCCUUAAAACCAGCCUCUCAAUGAAGCUGCAGAUUGUGUAAGAGAUUCAGCUUUCCAUCAUGUUUGCUUUGAAAAUCUGCAGGAAUCUCCACUGAGAUCUUGAUUGGUUCCUACAGAAUUGAGCUCAAGUCCUAAACCAUCCAGAUUCUAAUUGAGAGUUGCUUCAUAUAGUGGAUACAUACAUGUUUUAGUGGAACUUUCAGUUUCCCUGUAACCUUCGCCUAGGUUCUAGCGACAACAUCGCACAUGCAAAUCAGUAACACAGCUUCAAUCAGAGUCUAUCAGGACUAUUUACUGGAACUUUUGAUCAGACACAAAUAGAUUCUUCACCCAUAUUCUGAUGAACCCUCAUGCAGUUUCUACGUCGGACAUUCAAAUGGAAGUCACACAGGAAAUGUCACAUCAUGUUCAAAGGCACUUCCAGUAGGAUUUAGCUCGAACAUUCAGUCCAGUGGAAAUAUCAUUCAUGGAAAUUCAGUCGAACCUGAUGGAACAGUUGUUUGUGUAAAAAUGGAACUGCCAUUUAGAUACUCCUGGAAAGGAUCUCCCAGAUCCUAGUGGGACUGUUUACUGAUCUUGUAAUGGAAUUUCUACUAGAAUCCCGAUGCAGCCUUCACUCAAGAGUACACUCAGAUUUUCAUGGAGCCUUCACUUAGAACCAACAACCUUCAGGUACUGCAGAAAACCCUCAGCAAUCUGUUCAGUCCACCAGUCUACACCACACGUCUGCCACACCACAAUAAACCUCACUCUUACAGGACUGCUGAAAAUAAGGAGGCAAUAUUGAUCAACUUGAUAAUCAUUUAUUUAUUUAUACUUGUUUAAAAAAAAUGAGCAAAAAUUAUGUAGACAGUUUGUGUUUCAUCAUAAUACUCUCUCUUGGACUACUGAGCAGCUCUGCCUACAUGUCUUUCAUGUAUAUAAUGUAUUAUAUAUUUAAAGCAGGGAGCUUUGUUCUACUGUCUACCAUCAUGUGGACAAGUUGGUAUUGAUCAAGCAUCUCAGAGUAGUACACAUUAGUAAAUAGUGACAAAUAUUCUAAAUCAGCAUUCCUGCUACGUAGACCUGGGCCAAUGUCAGGUGGGGGCAACCAGCACAUCUGUCCUCACAUAAGGGUGCCCUAAAGGGUAUGCAGAAUUAUCAGAUAUUCAUGUUAUGUUGUUGGUGAUUGUGUUUCAUUUCAA